AUGAGAAAGAGCUUUGGGGCAGGCACCUGUAAGAUCGAUGUGUAUAUCGUGUCCUGGGUUUCCCUGGACCAGAAUCCACCCUGUCAGAUGUCUGUUUUUUGUUUGUUUUUCUCAAAGGUGGCCUUGAACAAGGAGGGCAGGUGGCAUGUCGGGCUUCCGCUUGGUGACAUCACCCCCUUGCCCCAGCUCUCUGGGGGGCUUUCGGGUACCGGGCCUGAAGGAAACCUGCUCUAUGUGAUUUGGAGAAAGAUGCACUUGUUUCGCAGCUGUAGCUAUCAGAUCCAGCUGGAGGGGCAGAAAGGCGGCACCCCCAGGAUCCAGGGCAUCCGAUGGACCCCGCUUCCAGACAGUGAGCAAGCCUUGGUGUCCAGCCACAACCUGAAGCAGGUGUCAUCAAACAAAAUCCAGAAGGCAGGGAGGCUCCUUGCUGCACACUUAGCAAUCAUGUAUCCAGACCUUAUCCGUGAUCAUAAGCACCACCUCCGGCUCUACAGGCAGUGCUCCUCGGGCAAGGAGCUGGUGGACGCGCUGCUCAGCGCCGGGCUGUCGGUGCAGACUCGCAGCCAAGCCCUCGGACUCUGCCAGGUGCUGAUGGAUGAAGGAGUCUUGGCUCAUGUACGGCAGGAAAGCUAUUUCCAAGACCGCGAUGCCCAGUUUUUCCGUUUUGUCGCCCUGGAGCCAAGGGCUGGGGACCAAGAUGGGGAAGAGCUACAGGAGGCACUGGCGUUGCUCUCCCAACUGGGCCCAACUGCCUUGCUUACCACCAUCCUGCGCAAACCCCCUGGCCACCGCACUGAGGAGGAGCUCGCACUGAUCUUUGAAGAACUUCUCCACAUCAAAGCCGUAGCCCAUCUCUCCAAUUCUGUCAAGAGAGAGCUGUCUGCUGUGUUGCUGUUUGAGUCCCAUGCAAAGGCCGGAACUGUGUUGUUCAGCCAAGGGGACAAGGGCACAUCCUGGUAUAUCAUCUGGAAGGGAUCGGUCAAUGUUGUCACUCAUGACAAGGGAUUAGUGUGCACCCUCCAUGAGGGUGAUGACUUUGGGCAGCUGGCACUGGUGAACGAUGCCCCCCGGGCAGCCACCAUCAUCCUCCGCGAAGACAACUGCCACUUCCUGCGUGUGGACAAACGGGACUUCAAUCGCAUCCUCAAGGAUGUUGAAGCCAACACCCUGCGGCUGAAGGAGCAUGGGAAGCUGGUGCUCGUCCUGGAGAAGAAUUCACAAGGCGGUAUUUCUAGUCACCUUCCUGGGAUUCCAGGGAGCAGUAGAUACACAGUUAUGGCUGGGACCCCUGAAAAGAUUCUUGAUUAUCUGUUGGAAACCAUGCGUUCAGACUCUACUCUCUCGGACCCCGUAGACACAUUCCUUGGAGAUUUUCUCUUGACGCACAACGUGUUCAUGCCUACACCACAGCUUUGCAGAGUUCUGCUCGAACACUUCCAUGCGGAGCCUUCCGAUGGCACUGAACACGACAAGGCUGCCUACGUCCUGAGCAAAAAGCAGAAGAUCCUUUGGCUGGUGAACCAGUGGGUGAUGCUGUACGGACGCUUGCUGCAGGCAGAAUCCAGCGCCUUGACCUUCUUGCAGACCCUUUCUGAAUGUGUGGCCGAGGACACUCGUUUGGGUCCUGUCCUGAGGGAACAGCUGCAGGAUCAUCGCAGGAACCGAGUGUUAGAAAAUGGCAGCAGCCACACCCUGUCUCCGAAACUUCAGGUGAGGAAUGCUGUGGACUGGUUUGCCAGCCAGGAGGAGCCAUUUCUGAACAGCAGCUACACCAUCAGAGCUCAGGACAAAAUUGCCUAUGACAUAUAUAGGCCAGACUAUUCCUGCCUGACGACGGUGGUGCCGGUGAACGCUCCCAUGAAGGAAGUCCUUGCCUCGCUGGCCGACAAUCAUGACUGGAGCAAAGAAUGGAUCCUAGUCAAGGUCAAUUCAGCAGGGGAUAAAGAAGUAUUGCCCAUGGAGUCCAUUGGCGUGUUUACGUCCCUGGGGUUGAACGAGAGGCUCUUUGCUGUCAGCCUUCAGGAGCUCCACACCUUGGCCCCUCACCCUGAGCAGCUAGGCCCUGCUGUGGGCACUUGGGACAGCCUGGAUUUCAUCAGUUCCAAGGAUCUGUCCAAUCAGAUCACAGAGCAUGACUGGAACCUCUUCAAGAGCAUCCAUCAGGUGGAGCUGAUUUACAGCAUUUUCGGGCCUCAGAAGUUCCCCAGCGCCACCACGGCCAACCUGGAGCGUUUCCUGCGUCGUUUCAACGAGCUGCAAUUUUGGGUCACCACAGAGAUCUGCCUCUGCCCGGAGGUCAUCAAGAGGGCCCAACUUCUCCGCAAAUUCAUCAAGCUGGCGGCACACCUGAAGGACCAGAAGAACCUGAACUCCUUCUUCGCGGUGAUGUUUGGCUUGGGCCACUCCAGCGUCAGCCGCCUCUCAAGGACAUGGGAGAAGCUUCCACACAAGACCAGAAAGUUGUACAGCUCCCUGGAACGCUUGCUGGACCCCUCUUGGAAUCACCGAGUCUAUAGACUGGCUAUGGCUAAACUAACUCCACCCAUCAUCCCCUUUAUGCCCCUCCUUCUUAAAGACAUGACCUUCAUCCAUGAGGGAAAUCGCACAUUGGUGGAGAACCUUGUCAAUUUCGAAAAGCUGCGCAUGAUGGCCAAGGCGGUUCGUCUUGUGCAUCGCUGCCGGAGCCACCCCAACCUUCCACUGUCCCCCUUGCGGAGUCGUCCUCAGCACCUCCUGGAAGAAGCUCGGGCAAUGCGUGCCUCUACUUGUUCAGAGCAAUCCCUCAGCACUCGGAGCCCUGCUGCUACCUGGGCCUACAUCCAGCACUUGCGGGUGAUUGACAACCAGAAAAAACUUAUACAGCUCUCACGAGACCUUGAAUCCUGAUGCUGCAAGAGCCCCCCCCCCCCAACUAGGACACAAGAUGUACAGAUCGCCUGACCUAGGGCAAGAACUGCUGUGAAGGGCAUCUUCUUGAGGGGGGUUAACGCUGCUUUCAAGACUAGGCCAUGUACAACUCUGAGCAGAUGGGAAGCGAAUGCCUCAUUCCCUCUGUGGCGCCCAUGAACUCAAUCCUGAAGCCAGGAUAGUUGGUAUGAGCUGCAACCAGGGCCAGAGGAAGGAGGUGCCUGCUUCUGUGGUUCUUUUUGUAAACUACAUAGUCUCCGGCUUGUAAAGGACUGCUUCGUGGAACUCAUUUGGCUGCCUCAUGGUGAAAGGAGCAAACACUCCCAUUAUCGCUAAUCAGUGUUCAAGAGAAAUGUGGAUUUC
Heteronotia binoei (common prickly gecko) is the source of this 3270-nucleotide messenger RNA. RefSeq names its product Rap guanine nucleotide exchange factor 3 (gene RAPGEF3). The transcript is spliced from 28 exons. The record is from RefSeq and is a predicted model, not a curated record. Bases 1 to 2886 code for a protein of 961 amino acids. Gene Ontology annotation, biological process: Ras protein signal transduction; positive regulation of GTPase activity. Gene Ontology annotation, molecular function: guanyl-nucleotide exchange factor activity. Gene Ontology annotation, cellular component: plasma membrane. NCBI's taxonomy places the organism in Eukaryota, Metazoa, Chordata, Lepidosauria, Squamata, Gekkonidae.